Molecule: messenger RNA, 465 nt
Organism: Drosophila persimilis
Lineage: Eukaryota; Metazoa; Arthropoda; Insecta; Diptera; Drosophilidae
Exons: 2
Coding region: 1-465 (154 amino acids)
Source: RefSeq, a predicted model, not a curated record
AUGGAUACGGCGGGUUCUGAGAUCCUUGAGGAGCUCUCCGACGGCCCUUCCCCCAGGGUCUCCCCGCUGGAGUCCCUCGGCGCAGUCGUGCUCUCCACAAUGCAGCCGGAGUACCGUCAGCGCAUGGUGGCCUUGUACCACCUCGUCUUGGAGUCCGCUGUGGUCAAGGUCGUGCUGCUGGUGCUACAGAUGCUGUGCUGUGCGGUGUUCUGGCUGGUCGAGAACACCGUGGGCAUCAACGAAACCGUCGGCUCGACGCGCCUCCGAUUGUGGAACAGCAAGUUCAAGCUGCGCACCAUCCAGCGCCAGUUGCUGUGGCGCAUGGCCAAUGCCCGGGGCGUGCUCAUGACCACGCCCUGGCUGUUCUUCCUCAGCCUCCUGGGAUUCAUCCUGUCCCUGGCGGCGCUCCUGAAGAAGACCGUCAAGGAGCUGGUGUUCCAGAUACGCCUGCACCUCGUGCUCUAG